Molecule: messenger RNA, 3092 nt
Organism: Dreissena polymorpha
Lineage: Eukaryota; Metazoa; Mollusca; Bivalvia; Myida; Dreissenidae
Product: heat shock 70 kDa protein 12A-like
Exons: 9
Coding region: 231-1958 (575 amino acids)
Molecular function (GO): ATP binding; ATP-dependent protein folding chaperone
Source: RefSeq, a predicted model, not a curated record
UGAAAGACGAUCGCAACUUUAAAAUCUUGGUUAUUAUUCCAAGAUACAUUACAAUCGAAACAAAACCUGACCUUGCGAAUGUCAAACAAACACACGUAAAGCCGAUCGCAAUGUUAAUUUUGAGGAAAAAAGGUUUACAUUUGAGUAUUAGUGGAAUUGUUCGUUCUGGGAAUAACUAAACUUCCGCCUUCAGUUGUCCGUAUGCUACGCAGUCACAGGCUAUUCUGAUAAUGGCAGUGAGAGGUGGGUCGCUUUUGGUGGCCGCCAUAGACAUCGGGACUACUUAUUCUGGUUGGGCAUUUUCCUUUAAAUCAGAGUUUGAUAAAGAUCCUACAAAAGUAUCCGCGAAAGUAUGGACUGGGAGUCAGCUGUUAUCGUCCAAAGGUCCUACGUGUAUACUUAUCAGACCCGACGGAAAGACACUUGAAGCGUUUGCGUACGACGCGGAAAAUCAGUACAGUGAAUUGAGUCAGAGUGGCAAACAUACGACAUGGUACUUCUUCCGCAGGUUCAAAAUGUCGUUGUGGAACAAGCCUAUACACAAGGAAACCAUGGUAGACGAUGAAUGUGGUCGAAAGCUCCCAGCUUUGACAGUUUUUUCACUGUCAAUCAGGUACAUGAAAGAAGAUUUGGAGAAAAUAUCCGAGAACCGAGUGGCAGGUUUGAAGCCAGACGAUAUUCACUGGGUUCUUACCGUGCCUGCUAUUUGGAAUGAUUCGGCAAAACAGUUUAUGAGAUUGGCUGCAGAACAAGCCGGAAUCUCCAAAGACAAACUUUCCAUUGCUCUCGAACCAGAGGCAGCCUCCUUAUACUGCAGACAUCUUCCUGUGCUGUGUGAUGGGGAAUCAAGCAUUCUCACAUUUCAAACCGGAAAGAAAUACUUAGUUGUUGACGCAGGAGGUGGGACAAUUGACAUAACGGUACACGAAGUUUGUGCCGGUGGAAAUCUCAAAGAAAUACAUAGGGCAAGUGGUGGUGAUUGGGGUGGGACGAAGAUCGACGGGGCUUUUAUGAAUUUUCUUGGACAAAUUGCAGGUAACACUACAAUGCAACGAUUCAAAGAUGAGAAUAUGGAAGAUUACCUUGAACUACUUCGUGAUUUUGAAAUCAAGAAGAGAGAUAUAGCUGUUGGAUCGAAAACUAAAGUAACAAUUAAAGUUCCAUCUACUCUGUUUAACCUAGUAGAGGAAAUGACACACAUGUCAAUGCAAGACAAACUAACAUCAUCCGAUUACGGAAAACAGGUUAGCCAGACCGGAAACAAAAUUCGAUUGGAUGCGGACCUCGUGCGGUCCUUCUUUAGCACAACAUUGACACAGAUUAUUACGCAUACAUCUGAUCUUCUUGAAAAGCCAGACUGCGUCGGAGUUGAAGCCAUUCUGAUGGUGGGUGGUUUCUCCGAGUCUAAGCUUCUUCAGGAAAUCUUUAAACUGACGUUUUCGCAGCUGAAAAUCGUAAUUCCGGCAGAAGCUGGACUUGCUGUACUCAAGGGGGCAGUAAUUUUCGGUCAUUGUCCAACUGCGAUUAAUGUACGCAUUUCAAAGUAUACCUAUGGUGUACAAACAACAAGAAUCUUUGACGAAAAAAUACACCCUUCCUCGCAGCGUUCAGUUUACGAUGACGGAACAGUCCGAUGUAUAAAUCUGUUUGACAUUAUUGUUAGAGAAGGAGAUAAACUUGUCGUAGGUGGAGCUCAUACGCAAAGCUCAUAUCGGCCUGUCAAUGAAUCACAGAAGUCAAUGAAUAUUCCAAUUUUUAUUUCAAGAAAUAGGAAUGCUAAAUUUACAACCGAUCUUGGAUGCACACAUGUUGGCACAAUUCUGGUUCCAUUGGCCGGAAGAGGCACGGAUCGUUCGGUUACGGUUCGAAUGCUUUUUGGUGGCACUGAAAUCAUUGUUGAGUGUGUAGAAAAUGCUACCAACAGAAUCAGACGGUUGAAUAUAGAUUUUCUGACGUAAAAAUGAGUAUUAAAAGUAUAAGAAACAUUGACACGUCAUAUUAAAAGCAAUAUUGUGUCCAAACUUUGACAACUGGUGAAAUGUUAUAAUUAUUUAAGUUACAAAAUAUUGUCUGGUCUAAUAAAUAUUCAGUUUAAUUUGUAAUCCAAUACAUAAUAACUAUAUGAUUUUAAGUGGGGAUUUAAGCAUUCAAUAUUAUUAGAAAUAUUUUCUAAAAACGUAUACAGUUGGCCUGCAUAUGUAUGGACUAUUAUCAUUGUAUAUUUUUGAAAAGUAACGUCUGUGGAUUUUGGUUUUCUGUUUUUUAUAUUAUUUGCUUUACUUUUAUGUUAGAUUAUCCCAGAUAAAAUAAUUAAUAUGUUUUGAUAAAGCUGAGAACGAGAAUUGCUGUGCAUGUAUGUAUAUAAAGUUUAUAUAGUUUACAAACUUGUUUGUGUUUACUUUUAUGUUAGAUUAUCCCAGAUAAAAUAAUUAAUAUGUUUUGAUAAAGCUGAGAACGAGAAUUGCUGUGCAUGUAUGUAUAUAAAGUUUAUAUAGUUUACAAACUUGUUUGUGUUUUCGAUUUUAUGAAAAGUGCGAUAUUGUUAAAACACUUCCAUGCAGGAAUAAUUCUUUAGCGUGGCUUUAGUGUCGAUCUGUCUUAAUACAACGGAUUGACCGACCUUGACGGAAGGUAACGAAGUGUUUUAAACGAAGAUUUUAUACAUUGUUUAUACGCAUGUGUAUGAUUAUAUUUAUGUUGGAAUCAAAUAAUAGACGUUUACCCUUACUGUGAUACACAAUAAAGCAAAUAUGUAAGGUAUUUUGAUAUCCAAUGCAGUACCUGUGGUGGUGGCUUGAGGCUUUUAUCGACGCUCAAAAUUGACAUUAUCUUUAAAUAACAGUCUUGUUAAUAUUUUUUAAACAAGUAAAUUGAUUUUCAAUUAUUGUCGCUGCCUAUCAGACAUAAUAACUAUGAUUUACAAUACAACAGUCUUUGACCUUUUCCAAAUUUAUUAUAGCAUGUAAUUUUAGUUUCAAGCAAUGAACUCGCAUCACCACAUCCGGAUCGGAUACAAGUGUUAUAAAUACGGUGUCACUGAAGUUAUAAAAAUGCACGAAAUAAAGAACGUACGUAUUUGUAUACGUACCGUA